Messenger RNA from Myotis daubentonii (Daubenton's bat), 2908 nucleotides. It is a transcript of the gene ERCC2, whose product is annotated as ERCC excision repair 2, TFIIH core complex helicase subunit. Gene Ontology annotation, molecular function: DNA helicase activity; hydrolase activity, acting on acid anhydrides, in phosphorus-containing anhydrides; ATP binding. NCBI's taxonomy places the organism in Eukaryota, Metazoa, Chordata, Mammalia, Chiroptera, Vespertilionidae. The record is from RefSeq and is a predicted model, not a curated record. The transcript has 23 exons. Gene Ontology annotation, biological process: positive regulation of mitotic recombination; transcription by RNA polymerase II; nucleotide-excision repair. Gene Ontology annotation, cellular component: nucleus. Bases 180 to 2390 code for a protein of 736 amino acids.
GGGACCUACGGUGCGGUAACGGGGAUGGGCAGCGGGGCGAUGCCGAGGGGACCCGGAGGCUCCUGGGGAACAGGGGUACGUCCGGGGGCGCCCGACGGGCCGGGCCGGGCAGGCUCAACGUGGACGGGCUGCUGGUCUACUUCCCGUACGAUUACAUCUACCCGGAGCAGUUCUCCUACAUGCUGGAGCUCAAGCGCACGCUCGACGCCAAGGGUCAUGGAGUUCUGGAGAUGCCCUCAGGAACGGGGAAGACAGUGUCCCUGUUGGCCCUGAUCAUGGCAUAUCAGCGGGCAUAUCCGCUGGAGGUGACUAAACUCAUCUAUUGCUCAAGGACAGUGCCUGAGAUUGAGAAGGUGAUUGAGGAGCUUCGGAAGUUGCUCAGCUUCUAUGAGAAGCAGGAGGGUGAGAAGCUGCCGUUCUUGGGGCUGGCGCUGAGCUCUCGGAAGAACCUGUGCGUCCAUCCUGAGGUAACACCCCUGCGCUUUGGGAAGGAUGUCGAUGGAAAAUGCCACAGCCUCACAGCCUCCUACGUGCGGGCGCAGUACCAGCGGGACCCCAGCCUGCCCCACUGCCGCUUUUACGAGGAAUUUGACAUUCAUGGGCGCCAGGUGCCCCUCCCUGCUGGCAUCUACAACCUGGAUGACCUGAAGGCCGUGGGGCGGCGCCAGGGCUGGUGCCCGUACUUCCUUGCCCGGUACUCGAUCCUGCACGCCAACGUGGUGGUCUACAGCUACCACUACCUCCUGGACCCCAAGAUUGCAGACCUGGUGUCCAAGGAGCUGGCCCGCAAGGCCGUUGUGGUCUUCGACGAGGCCCACAACAUUGACAAUGUCUGCAUCGACUCCAUGAGCGUCAACCUCACCCGCCGGACCCUGGACAGAUGCCAGGGCAACCUGGAGACCCUGCAGAAGACAGUGCUCAGGAUCAAGGAGACGGACGAGCAGCGCCUGCGUGAGGAGUACCGCCGCCUCGUGGAGGGGCUGCGGGAGGCCAGUGUCGCCCGGGAAACCGACGCCCACCUGGCCAACCCCGUGCUGCCCGACGAGGUGCUGCAGGAGGCGGUGCCGGGCUCCAUCCGCACGGCCGAGCACUUCCUGGGCUUCCUGCGGCGGCUGCUGGAGUACGUCAAGUGGCGGCUGCGCGUGCAGCACGUGGUGCAGGAGAGCCCCCCCGCCUUCCUGAGCGGCCUGGCCCAGCGCGUGUGCAUCCAGCGCAAGCCCCUCAGGUUCUGCGCUGAACGCCUCCGAUCCCUCCUGCACACCUUGGAGAUCGCGGACCUCGCGGACUUCUCCCCGCUCACGCUCCUGGCUAACUUUGCCACCCUAGUCAGCACCUACGCCAAGGGUUUCACCAUCAUCAUCGAGCCCUUUGACGACAGGACCCCAACCAUUGCCAACCCCAUCCUGCACUUCAGCUGCAUGGACGCCUCACUGGCCAUUAAACCCGUCUUCGAGCGCUUCCAGUCUGUCAUCAUCACAUCUGGGACGCUGUCCCCACUGGACAUCUACCCCAAGAUCCUGGACUUCCACCCCGUCACCAUGGCAACCUUCACCAUGACACUGGCCCGGGUCUGCCUGUGCCCCAUGAUCAUCGGCCGCGGCAACGAUCAGGUGGCCAUCAGCUCCAAAUUCGAGACCCGGGAAGAUAUUGCGGUGAUCCGGAACUACGGGAACCUCCUGCUGGCGAUGUCUGCCGUGGUCCCCGACGGCAUUGUGGCUUUCUUCACCAGCUACCAGUACAUGGAGAGCACCGUGGCCUCCUGGUACGAGCAGGGCAUCCUCGAGAACAUCCAGAGGAACAAGCUGCUCUUCAUUGAGACCCAGGACGGGGCUGAGACCAGUGUGGCCCUGGAGAAGUACCAGGAGGCCUGUGAGAACGGCCGUGGGGCCAUCCUGCUCUCAGUGGCUCGAGGCAAAGUGUCCGAGGGAAUUGACUUUGUGCACCACUUCGGGCGGGCCGUCAUCAUGUUUGGCGUCCCCUACGUCUACACGCAGAGCCGCAUCCUCAAGGCGCGGCUGGAAUACCUGCGGGACCAGUUCCAGAUCCGAGAGAACGACUUCCUCACCUUCGACGCCAUGCGCCACGCGGCCCAGUGUGUGGGCCGGGCCAUCAGGGGCAAGACCGACUACGGCCUCAUGGUCUUCGCUGACAAGCGGUUUGCCCGGGCGGACAAGCGGGGGAAGCUGCCUCGCUGGAUCCAGGAGCACCUCACGGACGCCAACCUCAACCUGACCGUGGACGAGGGGGUCCAGGUGGCCAAGUACUUCCUGAGGCAGAUGGCACAGCCGUUCCACAGGGAGGAUCAGCUGGGCCUGUCCCUGCUGAGCCUGGAGCAGCUGGAGUCCGAGGAGACGCUGCGGAGGAUCGAGCAGAUUGCACAGCAGCUGUAGGCGAGGUGGGGCAGGGCCAUAAAAGGAGUUCGUGUGACUGCGAGUGUUACCUGGCCCUGGGUCCCAGGCUUGGGGCCUCCGGCGGGAGGCGCGGGAAGGCCUGUGCAGGAAGGAGACCUCAAGCGGACAUUCUUGGCGGCCAGAUCGACAAACUUUAAUAGCAGAGGAGAGGGCAGCCCAAUACACGGGGUGUCCCCAGGGCGCCAGGCAAGGAGAUGAACAGACUCCCCUCUGGUGGAAGCUGCAGGCACGUGGUCCUGUGGACUUUAACGGGGCCCCAGGUCCUGGGUGCUGGCGCUGAGGGUCCGAGAGGCCUCACUCAGGUGCUGGUUGGGGAACUGGGGACAGGCACAAGGGGUGGCUGACGGGAAGGCGAGGGCAGGACACACCUGCUCCAGCUGCACUAGCGCUACCCCACCCUGACUGCCAGCCUGUCCACUGCAGCGGCUGUAGUGCUCAUUCUCCUGUACCUCAUGUCCAUCCCCUACCUGACCCCCAAGUAAAGCCCAUCCAUCCAU